AUGAAUAACUCUUAUUCGAAUGAAUGCUUGUUUUCCGAAAAUAUUGAUAUUUUGGAAGUAAGCCCUGAAAUAUCAUUAUUAUUUGAAAAAUGGGAGCUAUCGUCUGGUGCUAUAUGUAGACUUGUGAAUUUAAAAAUAAUUAGUAUCGAUAUUUUUAAAAUGAUGCAUUCUCAUGAUAUCGAUGAAAUUUUUAAUGACGAACAACUAUUGGUUGAUAAAAUAAGGUUUAGACACGGACUUUCACUGUGGCGUUUCGAAAAUAAUCUUGAUCCAAUCAUUUGUUGCCCAAAUUUUCAAGAAUCUCAAUAUAAUAACAGAAAAACGCUACCAUUAAAUAUAAUUAAUGAAAGCUGUAAUGUUCCAGUUAUCCAAUCUAAUAUAGAUAUAAAAAGUAUUCUUAUUAACACUGUGGCCGGUAAAGAUAUUAUUGAAAAAUAUAACACUACAAAAUAUUUAAGUGAUACUGAUCAAAAUGCUAUUGUCAAAAUAAUAGCUGACCAUUUUAUAUUAAAUACUAUAAAAAUGGAUCCAAAAGUAAUGAUAAAAAUUGCUCAGUCUAUUACAUACUUGUUUCCAACAGAAAAUGCAUUGACAUAUUUCGUUCCACGUACCAGUAAAAAAAACCCAUCUGGUAAAUUAUAUGAUAGAUAUUGCAACUGUUUGUAUAAGCGAAAAACUCUACCCGAUGAUCAUGUCAAGAAAAUCAAAAUUAAUGUUGAAGCUGAAAUUUCUGCAGAAAAUGGUGAUGUUGAAUUUGAGAAGAGAAAAAAAUGGCUUUAUUGGAACACACCAAAUGAUAUAAUGACUCCGUGGAAGGAGACUUCAGUUAAACGAAUGAAGGAGCAUAAAGAAUCAAUACAGCAGUUUCUUGAUCAAUGGCCGAGAUACGGCGAUUGUAAUGGUCACGAGUUAAUUGAUAUUGACUUUUCAACCCUCUAUCCUGGCAAAGAAAUGAUAAUGUUUGAAAAAAUAGAGGACUUGGUGCAGAAAGUGACUAAACUAUUUUUUCCGUCGUCUAUAAAAGAUAAACUAAAUCAGCAAUAUUUUGAAAAAAUGAAAGUAGCAAGUGAUAUAAAUUGCAAGCACUUUUAUUUUUUCAACUUACUACAUGCUAUUAUUUUACCUCCACGGAUCAGUAAAAUAAGUAAGCCAUCUAUAACGGACGCGCAAGAAGAUAUGAUAACACAUAUUUUUAAUAUUAAUAAUUAUCAACAAAAAGUGGAUGAACUCAAGGAGUUAGCCUUAAGAGAAGGACUAACGUUUCAGCCGAAGGUUUUUGUUGUUGGUAAUUCUCCAGAAACUUUAAAAGAAUUUUAUGUGAAUUUAAAUAAUAUUCUGUAUAAAGUAGGAAGUGUACUUAAUGCAUUAGAUUUAGUUAUGAAAAUAUGUUUUGUAUUUAAUUUAGAUUUUUCAUUUAAAAGCAAAUAUGUGUGGAUCUUUUUACAGAUGAAUCAUAUUCGAAGACAUGAUGUCAAUUCACCUCUUGAUAUAAGUUGUAUUUCAUUGCCAAAAACUUUAAGAACUAAUGAACUUGAAAGCCUAGCUAAAAAUUCAAUAAAUAAUGAAGAAGAGGAUAUUCAAGAUGACAGUAUCGUAAAUAAUGUGAAGUCUAUUUCACCAG
Messenger RNA from Teleopsis dalmanni, 1621 nucleotides. RefSeq lists its product as uncharacterized. The transcript is spliced from 4 exons. Lineage: Eukaryota; Metazoa; Arthropoda; Insecta; Diptera; Diopsidae. The annotation marks the transcript as partial. The record is from RefSeq and is a predicted model, not a curated record.